AUGUCUCUCAAUAAGAAGAGCGUUACAUACCCUGUUGGUAACCGAAGCGCGACUGUAUUGGGUGUGAGUCGAAAAUAUUAUGGAACACAUGACGAUGAUCAUGGUGGCAAUAAUUCGUUAAAACGCUCGGGAAAGGGCAGAAGCGUGGACGCAGAAAACUUCCAUUCUUUGUACACCACAAACCCUAAUUUACGAAAGAGUGACUUCUCAGCAGAGAAGAUCAACAAGCUAACUCUCCGUACCCGAAGAGAAAAGCGCGUACAGUCAGCAGAACCAUCAUCAACAGAUUUAGAAUAUAAAAAGCUCGUCUCUGAAAAGUUCAGCCAUUUUCUCCAUACCAGGCCAAGCUUUUCCUUCGCUUAUCAUCCCGACCUCAAUCCUUACUCGAAGAACCACGAAACUAUAUUCCAUACAAAUAUUGGAACUACAUGGAAUUUGCACGAAAAGACGAAUCGAGACUUGGAAUCAACACGGGUGGCCAAUAGAAACGAAUGCUUAGCAGAAAAACGACUCGAAAACACGUUCUAUAUCAAACCAAUUCCGGUUGGUGAUAAGCCCAAAGAUCCACAUGGCGAUUUGGGUCCCCAGCGAUUGAUUAAGAUUGAUAAAUUCACAACCUCUCCAGAUAAAAGUGAUGAAGUGAAAAAAGUACAACAAUUACGAGAUAGUUUGGUACAUCAACACUACAUACCCUAUAAUGAAGGUCCCAAAACCACAAAAACGGAGAUCAAAAUUAAUGAGAGCUUAAAGCAAUACUUUCCUUUUGAGCCCAAGCUUAGAUAUGGAAGAACUGUCACAUAUGAUACUACCAGCGAUGUUGUGCCUGAUGAAAAUACUCCACAAUAUGCAACAAAUAAUUAUCGAUUGGUGAGAAAACUAAAUGAUCAUCUGACAUUCCAAAAGGAUGUGUAUUCGGACCUGAGAAGCAAAACUCUAACAAUUGCGAAGAAUAAUGUUGAGAGAAAGCGUCAAGUUUUUCAAUCUGUAGAAGAUAAAGCUCGUGAGAGUGACGAAGUUGAAGCUAACAAAGAUAAAGCUCGCUUACUGGCAAGGAGGAGUCUAAAAGACCAAUAUAUACACACCAUCCAUGAAAGUGAUGCCGCUCAUCUCUAUGACUUCUGUACAGGAGAAAGAUUGGAGCAUGUAAGGCUUCAUAAAAUAGGAUAUCCCAAUGAUUAUGACUAA
Molecule: messenger RNA, 1185 nt
Organism: Naegleria lovaniensis
Lineage: Eukaryota; Heterolobosea; Eutetramitea; Acrasida; Naegleriidae
Exons: 1
Coding region: 1-1185 (394 amino acids)
Source: RefSeq, a predicted model, not a curated record